AGUUGCGUGUUCAAAUGAUCAUUAAAAGUUGCUGCUCGAGCUGUCUCGGAAUGCUGUCAGAUUAAAUAGAGGUUUCAGCUGCCUGGUGCAUAUCAUCAUCUUCUUCAAGGGAGGAAGAAGAGAGAGCUUAACUGGGGACCGCCAUGGAUUCAGCAUCAGUUAUCAUCAUUGGAGCAGGGAUGUCAGGGAUCUCGGCGGCGAAGACGCUUUCCGAUGCGGGCGUAAAGGAGAUACUGAUCCUGGAGGCCACAAACCGCAUCGGUGGCCGCAUCAGGAACACCUACUUCGCAGAUCUUAGUGUGGAGACGGGAGCAAACUGGAUUGAAGGAGUGCAUGGUGAAAAGCAGAACCCCGUAUGGGAGAUGGCACAGCAGCUUGGCCUCAGGACUUUCAGAUCGGACUACAGUAAUCUCUCCUCCAACACCUACAAGCAAGAUGGUGGGCGUUACGAGAAAGCAGCAGUUGAGGCGGCCAUAGACGAGUCGGAGAAGAUUCACAGCUUGGGAGAGGAGUACUCCAAAACUUUGCCCCCUAGCGGUCGGAAUGAUAUCUCCAUCUCCACGUUUCAAAGGCUCGAAAACAAGAUUCCUUCCACUCCCUUGGAAAUGAUCGUGGACUACUACUCUUACGACUACGAGUUCGCAGAACCUCCGAGAGUGACGAGUCUGCAAAACACUGUUCCAUUGCCUACGUUUGAUGACUUUGGGGACAACGUGUACUUUGUGGCGGAUGAGCGAGGCUACGAGAGCUUGGUGUACAACUUGGCCUCCAUGUUCCUCGAGACCAAUAGCCAUGGGGUCAUUGUAGAUCCGCGUCUCCAGCUUGGAAAGGUGGCGACGGAGAUCCAGUACUCGGGUGAUGGUGCCACUGUGAGCACGGAUGACAGAUCAAGUUACAGAGCAGAUUUUGUGCUCGUCUCGGUCAGCAUUGGCGUUCUUCAAUCAGAUCUCAUCAAAUUUAACCCAGUUUUACCUAAAUGGAAGAUCCUGGCGCUGUACGAGUUCGACAUGGCAGUAUACACCAAGAUAUUCCUCAAGUUCCCUUUCAAGUUUUGGCCUGAUGGAGAUGACACAGAGUUCUUCCUGUACGCCAGCAAGAGGAGAGGAUACUACCCACUGUGGCAGCAUUUUGAGAAGCAGUACCCAGGAGCCAACAUCCUGAUGGCCACCGUCACCGACGAGGAGUCCAGAAGAAUAGAGCAGCAGGAUGAGUCCACCACCAAGAAAGAAGCCAUGGAAGUGCUGCGCAGCAUGUUCGGCAAAGACAUUCCUGAGGCCACAGACAUCCUCGUCCCCAGGUGGUGGUCCAACAAGUUCUUCCGGGGCAGCUUCUCCAAUUGGCCGCUGGGAGUCAACCGGCAUGAGUUCGACUCCAUCAAGGCACCCAUCAAAAGGCUUUAUUUCACCGGUGAGCACACAAGUGAGCACUACAAUGGCUACGUCCAUGGAGCGUACCUCGCAGGGAUUGAUUCAGCAAACAUGAUCGUCCAACAUAUCAGAGAUGGAUAUUUCGAGGUCGAAAUCAAGCCAAAGGAUUCGUAUUAAGCUGAUUUGUUCUGAAGUCAUGCAGAGAUGGAGUACAAAGAAGAUGAUCAUGAUCAUGGCUACUUGUACGAGGAUCAGCAGUUCUGGAUCACUCGAAUGCCUCAUCCUCCAAGAUAAAAUGAUGAUGCAUUUGCAUUGUUGUAUUACUCAUUUGCAUUGUGGAAUAAUGAUAUGUGAACUCUUUUUGUGGGGAAUUAGACAUUUCCCCUUCCUUAUUCUGCCAAUUUAAUUUAGUGGCUGUCAGUGUUGAGUUUGUGCCAUCCUAUAUUAGGUUUCUGCUACUGUUCCAUAACUUGACAUAUCUCCUUCCUAUACCUAAUAUUAUGCUUGUUUGUCAUUUCAUGGAACAUCAAAACAUUUCAGGAACUCUGUUUACUAGUAAGAAAAAACUCCUACAUUUUCUUAUUGCAUUUUUCCUUCUUUUCUUGUCCUCAAAUGGAGGGAAAGUAUCCACUGUUCUACUUUGGAUUGGCUUGAUGCAUUUAGAGGGAUACAUGUCAACUAUUUUAUUUUAGCUACCUUGCAAACAUAGGUCUCAUGCAUGUGAACAAGGGCCUACAGAUGUUGAUGCAGUAAAGAGCUUAUCAUGAGCACAUUUCCUACUAUAAUUACUUUCUUGACGCACCAUCCUCUUUGUUUGAAACACUUUACUUUGAUGCAUGGUAUUCUUUGAAUUUGGAGAAUUGAUUCUCCAAAUUCAAAUUCCUAUCUGCUCAUUGUCAAUCCAUCAUCCUAGGGAAGGAACUCCACCUACUUCAAACAUCUUUAUGGAUAGCCCUGGUUGUAAGGCUGAUGGACCUCAAGGAGCACCUGAGGCUAUACUUCCAAGCUACUUCAAAGAAGAAGCAAGAAGAAAGGGUAUGGAUGUGAAGGUAGUAGUAGCAGUAGCAGUAGUAGUAUCACAAGCAAAGAGGAUAGGGAUGUGAAGGUAAUAGUAGCAGCAGCAUCCAAAAGAGAAAAGGCAUGACAAGAGAACAGCAGCAUCAGGUAUUUAUUAUUAGAUCAGCAGCAUGCCAUUCCCAUCCAAAUGACUCCAGGACAAAGUAGAAUGUUGGGAGACAUGUUUAUAUAUGAUCUAAGAGAGGUCAAACUACACAAGAUGCAUGCCUUAUCCCAAUGAAGAAUUCAUCAGGCCUCAGACCUGUUGUCUUCCUAAUCCAACAUUCUUACUACAAUGCCUACUGGAGGCAUCUUGUAGAAAGAACAGUAUAAACUUCAAGUGGAUGCAUGAGCACUGCUUUGAUGUUAAUCACCUAAGAAGAGCACCAACAAGUGGUUUAAUUUUCUUGCAAAACCACAUGGGGAGAGAAGAAACAUAAUCCAAUCUGUGCAAGGGAUAGAAGACAAACCAGUCGGUCACAUAAUCUUAUUCUUCUUAAAACUCCACUCCAAAUGCUACCUUCCACACUUCCUUGGUCUACUCUCCCACACCUAUCUCCCUUUACAGUGGCUUUGGCCCUGCUCCCAUCCACACCAAACAACCCCUGAGAGAGCCUCCAAAAACUUUCCUCCUUGGAUUUUUCAGCUCCCCUGUAGAUUCUUCUCUUUCUUUUACAACAUCCAGGAUCAAUCACACUCACCGAUUUACGUGAAAUUAAGUGCAAGAAGGUAGAUCUCGUCCCCUAUAAAUAGCCCCACAAAGUUUCCUACCAGCCUCAGCUCCCUCGCCUACACGCCUGCUUCCUGUCGGAGUUCCAAGCUCAGACUGCUCCCAUGGGGAGGCAUACCAACGACCCCACCGUCCUCAACUCCUCCAUCGCGCUUCUGCAAGAGAGGUUCAAGCAGCUGCAGAGGGUGAGGGAGAUGAGAGAGGAGAGACAACUCCAGGGGACAGCGGUCAGGAGCCAAAGCUGUGAUCGUGAGCCUCCCAGGUGGCUGUUCCCCGGCGCUGCACCCGGCCACCACCACCGUCGCCAUGGCGAGGAACACGUGGAGGUCCAACCACUCGACUCCUCCACCUCCGCGGGCUUGCUGCCCCACGGAAGCAUCGCUGCCCAAAGCUCUGUCAUGAGCAAUGAGGCCGACGUCGACACCUCCCUUCACCUGUAAUAACAUCAGUUUCCUCUUUACCGAGGGGUUGUAUGUCACUGUUCUCUUUCACUCUUGUGCUGCAAGAAGAAUUCCGAGUAUUCGGGGUGCAAUGUAAUCAACCAACCGCUAUGGUUAGAUCCAUAGCUCUUCUUUCUCUCUAGCAGAAAAGAAAGGUUCAUAUGAAAUAGAUGGCUUUUGGCUUCAGUA
Musa acuminata AAA Group (dessert banana) is the source of this 3782-nucleotide messenger RNA. RefSeq names its product polyamine oxidase 1-like. Gene Ontology annotation, molecular function: oxidoreductase activity. Bases 144 to 1544 code for a protein of 466 amino acids. Lineage: Eukaryota; Viridiplantae; Streptophyta; Magnoliopsida; Zingiberales; Musaceae. The transcript has 10 exons. The record is from RefSeq and is a predicted model, not a curated record.